Messenger RNA from Staurois parvus, 321 nucleotides. NCBI's taxonomy places the organism in Eukaryota, Metazoa, Chordata, Amphibia, Anura, Ranidae. The record is from the annotation of a GenBank genome assembly.
GCAGGCAAGGCAGCGGGCACCGGGCCAUCAGGCGGAGCAGCGGGCAGUGGGCCAUCAGGCGGAGCAGCGGGCACCGGGCCAUCAGGCAGAGCAGCGGGCACUGGGCCAUCAGGCGGAGCAGCGGGCACCAGGCCAUCAGGCGGAGCAGCAGGCACCAGGCCAUCAGGCAGAGCAGCGGGCACCGGGCCAUCAGGCGAAGCAGCAGGCAAGGCAGCGGGUACUGGGCCAUCUGGCACGACAGCGGGCACCGAGCCAUCUAGCAGAACCGCGGGCACUGGGUCACCAUGCUCGACAGCGGGCGCCGAGUCAAAUGGCAUAAUA